GAGCUCUCACUCAUUUGCCAAUCAGCAACAGAGAGUGCAACGUCUCGUCUCGUUGAUCGUGUGUGGUAAAACUUUCGCGACCGCGUAACGUAAGCGUAAUGGCGUAUUGCGACGUGUAGUAGUGCUACUUGGAUCGAAGUGUGUUCGUGGAAAAAAUCGUACUUUUCGGGAAGAUCCCGGCUGAAUUGAACGGGGUGUUUUGUGAUUCCGCAGAGCCGUAACCUUUGUGACCGGAUUCGGUUCGGUUUGGAAGUUUGAAAGUGCGUAAGGAAUGUGAAAAAUUGUGUGGUUGCCACUUCUUGGCUGUGACGCAGUCGUUUUUUUCCCGUCGUCGUCGUCUUGGAAGAGCAAAAUAGAAAAUUCCUGCAGCAUAAGCGAAGAAGAACUGCUGCGUGAGACGGCCCCGGAUCGAAGCUGCUUUGGGGAUUUGGAUUGGGGAGGUGACUUCGGAAACUGGCUGUGCAGCUGCUGUUGCUGAAGGGAGACCAUUAGGCUGGCGAAAAUGUCGUCGAUCGUCGAUAUCAUCAAGCAUUAUCAGAAGAGCAUUGACAAGUCGCUGAACGAUGAGGCGAGGCUCGUCCAUUGCAUCGGUAAGCUGUACCGACUUCCGGUAUCGGUGCAACACCUGAAGGACACGGGUAUCGGCCGUACGGUCAAUGGUCUCCGCAAGUACGACGGUGAGGUGGGGGUCGCCGCCAAGGCCCUGGUAAGCAAAUGGAAGAAUAUGGUUGCAGCCGAGGAGUCGGACACCGGUGAACCCGAUUCGCAGCAUCACCAGGACGAGGAGGAUCACGAGGAACAGCAAGAUGAAGAUAAUUACGAUGAAUCACGGCUUCAAGUGGAUGAAGAUCACCAUAGUGAUGAUCACCAGGAAGUGAACGCCGAAGAUGAGGAGGACGAGGAAGAGGAACAGCACCACCCGGAAGAGGAAUCCGAUAAUCAGGAAGAGUUACAAGAACAGCAGCCACGGCAAGAGGUAAAGAAUGACCGUGACAGUGACCAUCGUAGAGAGAAAAGUUCCCAUCGUGAUUCGGAUCGCCACCAUGGUAGUGGCAGCAGUGGCAAGCACAAAAGUGACCGACACAGUUCGUCCGGUUCGAAGGACAGCAGUCGAUCCCGGGAUCACCACGAUAAGCAUCGUGAUGGGGACCAAAGCAAGCAUCACAGCUCCAGCAAAAAGAGUCACUCGUCACCGUCAUCGAGUUCGUCUUCGUCGAGGAAAUCAUCCAGCCAUGGAGAUGAAGGAAAGGAUAGGAAAGACAAGCACAGUAGCAGCAGUAGUAGUAGGAAAGAGUCUAGUCACACGAAUGGUAAGGAAAGCAGUCACAGUUGUAGCAGUAAAGACAAAACCAGCGAUAAGCAUCACUCAAGCAAGUCGUCGAAGGAAGGACUGAAUGGGUAUACGAAGGAGAGCGAUAGCCUGAAGCGCAAGAGAGUUUCGGAGGAUGAAGAAGAUAGUGCUGUGAAAAAAUCCAAGAAGGAGCAUACCAGUGAGAGUAGAAGUAAAACUAGUAGCAGUAGUAGUAAGGAUCGAUCUAGCAGUAAGUCUUCCAGUAGCGGAAGUAGUAAAGAGAAAGACAAGAAAUCCUCCUCUGAGAAAAAGAAGGAAUCUUCGUCGUCGUCUUCAAAAAAGAAGAAGAAGGAGCAUCAAUCUCCGGAAAAUGUCGACGACGAGGAAAAGGAUGAAGGGAGUGAGUUUGACAAUGGCGGAGGUGCAAGCUUCGCGGAUGCCUUAGCUAUGAUCGGAAUGCCGUCGUCGUCUAAGAAAAAAUCCUCCAGCAAAGGAAGCGCAGAUAAGGUUAAGAUAUCCACCAGCAGCAGCAGCAUGCCUCCUCCUCCGUCGAAAUCCGACAAAGAUCGAUCAUUCUCAUCGUCCGGUUCGUCGAAACGAUCGAUUUCGCCUUGCAGCACCGCCAGUAGCAGUGGUUACAGCAGUGCUUCCUCCACUCCUUCCCUGUUGGCGCAGAGGCCCAGCCCGUUACCGGUCGCUGAAAUUGUCGAAUCCCUGCCCAUGAUCUCGCCAAACUACAGGCCAAUGCCUCUGAAUCAGACCGUGAUGGAGUGCGUAUUUUCCAACAACGGGCGACCCCAGAAACGUGCCCUGACCGAGGAGGAAGCCCUCGGGCAGAGCAUGCAGUCGAAGAACAUUCGAACCAAGGUCUACUCCGGCGUAAAGAACUUCAAGGGCGAAGUGCCGACGUUGUAUAACCUGUGCAUCCGGUUGCUGCAGGAGCACAUCGAUCUGAUCGACUACACCGGAGGAAUUCCGUUCGACUUGCUGAAACCGGUGCUGGAGAGGGCCUCCCCCGAGCAACUGUUCACGCUGGAAAGCUACAAUCCCUAUCUGAUGGAGGACAGCGACGUCCUGUGGGAGCAGCACAUCAAGCGAAACUUCCGCAGCCAGAAGCGGAAGGAGGAGGAGUGCGAGUCCUGGCGGGAGAUGUUUAUCCGCUGCUCCGAGGAACGGGAGUCCAAACUGCUCAGCUUGACGGCCAACAUCAAGCAGUCCCAGGUGGAAAAGACGGCUCCGAUCCGGAAGACCCAGCUGGCCUACGUGGACUCGGCUGUCAAGCCACCUCGCAACAUCAUCAGCAAACAGGCACGCUUUGGAACGGCCCAAGCGCCGGUAGUUUCACCGGCCGCGCGAGUCGCUGCCCUUAAGAAUGGUUCCACCAACGUGGCCAAGGCGGGCGAUUCCCGCUUGAAGGUGGCUGCCGGAGCGCGUGACAACGCUCAAGUGCAAGUUUUUCAACCAACUAAACCGAGGAAAGCACCGCUGAUGUCCAAGGUCAUGCAGUCCAUCAAGGGAUUCAAGGGCUUCCGACGAUAGGAACCCACGUCGAACACACAGGAUACUGAUUUAGAGUUACAUAUUCUAGUGAAGUUUUUAUCAAUUGAAGAGAUCGAACGCGGUGGAAAGGAUCGGGGGUUGCGAACCUUACGUGGAGACAAAUUAUUGAAGAUAGGAGAAAACAAAAUACUUUGUUAACUUACUCAAAAAUAUGAAUUAUUGUAAAAAUGAUUGGAGUUGGAUCACGCUAUCGUAGUUUACACCCCUAAUCUUCUAGAGCGCAUAGGAGAGUCUUCGCCUCAAUUUGUUUUACUUUUGCGUAAUCAAAGUUGUUUAAUUUAUUCGUUUGCAUAUUUUUAGGAUCGUUUUUAUGCAAUGAAGAUGCUUAAUAAAAAGCUGCCUAGUUUAGAGUUUUCCACGUCGCCGCUUCCGAAGUGGCAAGAGAUAGUAGUGAUACACACGAUAUGUAAAUAUUUUUGCCCCUGAGUUUAAUUCUCUAGUUCAUUUCUUAGUAAAUAAUUGUAUUUAAUUGCACGGUUAAUAGAAUGUACAUAUAUUCAAUUGUAUCUAUCAACUAGGUUAGGUUCUUCCGACCUGCGCUCAUUUUUUGUUCAAAUACAACAUGUGACUGGUACAGUCAUAGUAAAAGA
Aedes albopictus (Asian tiger mosquito) is the source of this 3441-nucleotide messenger RNA. RefSeq names its product transcription elongation factor B polypeptide 3 (gene EloA). Lineage: Eukaryota; Metazoa; Arthropoda; Insecta; Diptera; Culicidae. The record is from RefSeq and is a predicted model, not a curated record. Gene Ontology annotation, cellular component: nucleus; elongin complex. Bases 503 to 2830 code for a protein of 775 amino acids. Gene Ontology annotation, biological process: transcription elongation by RNA polymerase II. The transcript has 5 exons.